Messenger RNA from Habropoda laboriosa, 1731 nucleotides. RefSeq names its product tetratricopeptide repeat protein 37-like. The transcript is spliced from 5 exons. The coding region runs from base 1 to 1731 and encodes 576 amino acids. Gene Ontology annotation, molecular function: protein binding. Gene Ontology annotation, cellular component: Ski complex. Lineage: Eukaryota; Metazoa; Arthropoda; Insecta; Hymenoptera; Apidae. The record is from RefSeq and is a predicted model, not a curated record.
AUGGCAGAUGAGGUUAAGAUAAAUUUUAAAGAAGCAUGUAAAAUGUUUAAAGAAAAUAAGUAUACAGAUGUGAUUAAGAAAUGUAAGAAGAUAUUAAAGAAAGAUAAAAAAAAUUAUGCUACACUUAUAUUAUUGGCUGCUGCAAUGAAAGAAAUUGAAGAAUAUAAAUCAGAAGUACCAUUAAUUCUUCAAAGCGCUAUAAACAUUCAAAAAGAUAAUCCAUUAGCUUGGAAAGGUUUGAUAACUUACUAUGAACAAAAUUUGGAUAAUGAUUGUUAUGACAAAUUAUUAUUAGCUUACUGCAAAAUUUUACAAAUAGACAGUGAAUAUAAAUUUACACAUAUUUUGAAUAAACUUCUAGACCUUUCUUUACAACUUAAGGAUAUCAGUGUCUUAACUGAAUGCAUUGAACAUUUAAGUGAAUUACGAAAAGUGUCAGAUAGUGAUAAAGUUAAAUUAGUCGAUAAAACACUUGGAUGGAUAUUAUUAGACAAUUUUAGUAAUUUGGGUAAAUAUCAAGAUUUAUUGGAAAGUGUUUUUAAAUCUGUAAUUAAUGAGUUUGAUACAGUUGAUCAACAAAAGUUUUAUAGAAAAUAUUUGAAAAUAUUAUAUGAUAAUGGUGAUUUAGUCAUUUUAAUAAAGGAAGCUAUAAAUAUGCAUCAGAAAUUUCCACAGCAUAUAUUACCAUUGGAAUAUAUAUGUCGUAUUUACUAUGAACAGAACAUGUUGAGUGAAGAUAUUGAUAUUGAUAUAACACAAUUUUAUGAAUCUCUCUUUAAGUUGAAUGCAAACUCUGAAAUUGCUGCAGUUGCUAAAGCAAUGUACUUAAGGAAGUCAGACAAUUUGAUUGCAGCACGAAAAAUAUUAAAAGAUACACUUCAAUUAAAACCGUUCUUUUUAUAUGGCUGGAUGUUGUUGAGCGAAAUAAGUAUGAGACUUCACUGUUGGGAAGAUGCAGAAAGUGCUGCUAAAAAAGCAUUGGAAAUUGAGAAACAUGAAAUAAAAGAUGGAUUGUUACAUAAAGUAAAAUUAAUAUUAAUUGAAUCAUUGAGUCGGAGUGAUAACAGACAAAAAUGGGAAACUGCAUUCCAAAUGUGUGAACACCACUUGGAGAUGCAGCCUUCCACGCAACUAGAGGUACUACAUGCGCGCCUUAGCGUAUUGUUAGAUAAACCAAAUAUAUACAUUACGCUAGACAAUUUGGAAUUAAAACCAGAAACCAAAAUUCAAGCUAACAUUCUGAGAGCGUUAUACUUAAAACAAAAUAAACAAUUUAACGAAGCUUUAAAUGCUCUUGAUGCAUCUUUAGAAACAUCUGAAGCAUGGUUACUUCUUGGUAUAAUUUAUUGGGAAAUGACUGAAUAUAAUUAUAGUUUAAUGGCUUUUCUGAAUGGAGUAAAAAUCGAUCGUCAUAAUUGGAAGUGUCUAGUUUAUUUGGGACAUUAUUAUCGCGAAUAUGGUAAUGAUGUAGAACGUUCCAGAAGGUGUUAUCAAACUGCACUACAAAUUAAUCCAAACUCUGAAGAAGCUGGUGUUGGCUUGAGUACUGCAUAUAGACUUCUAAAAAAUCAAGAUGCGAAUAUAGAAUUAUUGCAAUCAUUAACUAUACAAGACAGUGGUCCUAAGUGGGCAUGGUUACAACUCGGUUUGCAAUAUCUGGACCAAGGAGAUGGCAUGCAGGCUAUCAAGGCUUUUCAACAUGUUAUUAGAGCUGAUCCGAAUGACAAGUAA